ACAGCGAGAGCGAGAGAGCGCAACCCGCACUCGACGCAGCUGGCAUAAGGAACUCCACUUGGCCCAGCUGUCUGAGGGAGUGACAGCCACCGCCGCCGCCGCCACCACCAAUAAGCCGAGGCCCCACCACUGUAUGUCACGCGCUCGUAGGGGGAGGAACGCAGUGUCGCCGCGAGAGGGGGAGGAAAGCCCGGCCGUUUCCCCAGCUUUUCCGGGUCGUGUUGCGUCGCCGAGGGGGAGUGGAAGGUCGUCCUCGAGUGCUGGAGUGUGAGCUAGAGUAGUGUUGUUCUACAGCGUCGAGGAGGAUGCGUUGUGAUCGAAGUGUUGUCGUGUGAAGUGCUGUGGAAGUGAGGUGUUCUUUAUCAGUGUGUUUUUAUGCUGUUAUCCGGCCUGUGAUUGACGCCUGGCUGGCCGGCAGGUGAUAGCGAGAAACGCCAUCAGUGAUACGUGUUGUGCCCCUCGAGUCGCGCCCGUGGUUGUCGUGUCGUGGCUGGCAGAGGGCGGAGCGUGCAGUGAGCGGGCGUGUGCGUGUGUGUGUUAGGCAUAGCAAGUCACCCACAGCGGAAACGAGUGAUCAGGGCCCGUGAUGGGCGGCCGCGCUCGCCAUGUGUAGCGGGGAGGCGAGGCUAUCACGCCAGAGAUGCGGGCGGGUCUGAGGAUGGGUGUGGAUGUGGAUUUGGGGGUCGGCCGCGUGUAACGGAGUGGCGGUGUGGGCGAGCCAUGCCCACGGUCGCGGACGCUGUGACACGCGUCCUCUGCAAGUGCACGGUUCAUUUUCAUCCAGUAUGACAUGGGCGCCUGUGUGGGCACCCGCAGCAAGCAGGCAGAGGCUCUCCUAGCGGCGCGGCCGCUGCCGGACCUGCCUGACGUGGUGAGCGGGAGCGGGGGUGGCACCCUAGAUCCCAUGGGCGGGCCAGGCCCCCCGGAGUCUCAGCACGUGGGCGCCACCUUUGUCAGCACUAUCCAGUCCGCGCUCCCCGCCCAUGUCGCGCAAAGCCCGCUGCCCGUCUCCGUCUCCGCCGCCGCCGCCGCCGUCGCCGCCGCCCAGGUCACCUCCGCGACGCCACUUGGCGACGCGAACACCACCAACGCCGCGGCGACCAAGUGGCACUCGCGCGAGAACCUGCUGGCGCCCGAGGAGGAGGGCGACCCGCAGCUCUUCGUGGCGCUCUACGAGUUUCGAGCCCAGGGCGAGAACCAGCUCACUCUCAGGAAGGGCGAGCAGGUGCGGGUGCUGAGCUACAACAAGUCGGGCGAGUGGUGCGAGGCGCAGGCGGGGUCGGGGGAGGUGGGCUGGGUCCCCUCCAACUACAUCACGCCCGUCAACUCCCUGGAGAAGCACUCCUGGUACCACGGCCCCAUCUCCAGGAACACGGCCGAGUACCUGCUCUCGUCGGGCAUCAACGGGUCGUUCCUGGUGCGGGAGUCGGAGAGCUCGCCGGGCCAGAGGUCCAUCUCGCUCCGCUACGACGGCCGCGUCUACCACUACAGGAUCAAUGAGGACGAGAACUCUAAGCUGUAUGUGUCUUCAGAAUUUCGGUUCAACACCUUGGCAGAGUUGGUACACCACCACUCGCAACAUGCCGAUGGUCUUAUCACCCAGCUGUUAUAUCCUGCCCCAAAGAGAAAUAAACCCACUGUGUUUGGUCUUACUCCAGGUACAGUAUCCAUGUUUGCCUUUGAAGAGCCGGAUGAGUGGGAAAUUGAGAGGACCGAUAUAGCAAUGAAACAUAAACUUGGGGGAGGCCAGUAUGGAGAUGUUUAUGAAGCUGUUUGGAAGAGAUACAACAUCUGUGUCGCUGUGAAAACUCUCAAGGAAGAUACAAUGGCCCUGAAGGACUUCCUAGAAGAAGCCUCAAUAAUGAAGGAAAUGAAACACCCCAAUCUCGUUCAGCUCCUAGGGGUGUGUACUCGGGAACCCCCUUUUUACAUUGUGACGGAGUUCAUGUCCCGAGGUAACCUCCUGGACUACCUGCGCACUUGUAGUCACGAUGAGGUCAACGAGGUAACUUUGCUGUACAUGGCAACUCAGGUAGCUGCAGCGAUGGAGUAUCUAGAGGAGAGGAGCUUCAUACACAGGGACUUAGCAGCUCGCAACUGUUUAGUCGGGGAAAACCACUUAGUCAAAGUGGCCGAUUUUGGGCUGGCGCGUCUCAUGAGAGAUGACACGUACACUGCUCAUGCUGGAGCCAAAUUCCCAAUCAAGUGGACUGCACCAGAGGGUCUAGCCUAUAAUAAAUUUUCUACAAAGUCUGAUGUUUGGGCAUUUGGCAUAUUACUAUGGGAGAUUGCAACAUAUGGAGUGUCACCGUAUCCUGGGGUAGACCUGACCAAUGUGUAUCACCUUUUAGAGUCAGGAUAUAGAAUGGACUGCCCUCAGGGAUGUCCAGUAAGAGUGUACGAACUGAUGAAGCAGUGUUGGCUGUGGAUCCCUUCGGACCGGCCCACGUUCUCCCAUAUCCACCAUGCGCUCGAGACCAUGUUCCAGGAGACUUCUAUUACUGAGGAGGUGGAACAGCAGUUAGCAGCCGGUGGAGGACGGAAGGUGGUUAGAGGUUCUUCCACAGGCACACACCAACAGUGGAAUGAGGAACAGCUUCCUACUAGUCCAAGAACAUCCUCCACCAAGCAAAGAACUAAAAACAAGCAUGGUAUGAUGGAUGAAGGUAGUAGUCCCAACCUGCCAAGGGACGUACGACCGAGCCCCGGCAUCCUCUCUGCUCGUUCCACUGUAGUUCAGCUGCGCCGCACCACCAACAAGAAGGGCAAACAGGCACCAGCGCCGCCAAAGAGAACAAGUUCAUUCCGUGACAGUACCUGCACCGACCAAGACAUGCCAGCCGGGAUGGCGGGAGACGAGCUCAAUGAAUUCAAUGGUAUAGACAAAAUCUUUGAAGGCAUCCAGAAGGACCUGGCUGAUCUGGCGAGUAGCAACGAUGCCGAGAGCGAGAGCGACUUGAGAGAGAGAACGCCCGACACCGAAGACUCCGGGGCACAGUCCUUACCCACAACUCAGGGCCUCACGUCCACGCACUCCACUUUUAGAUCCGAUCCUCCGCAUUUGCAGUCCUUUAGACAAAAGUCAGGUGGGUUGCGUGACCCUAAGGCAGGUGGAGACAGAAUACGGCGAGGGAGGAUGGAGAAAUCUGAGAGCCAGAGCGGCACUAUUGGCAGCAGACACAUCACCGUUGCAGCCUUGGAAGUCCAUAAUGUCAAGAGGGCCAUCAAUCGCUAUGGCACACUGCCCAAGGGUGCAAGGAUUGGUGCCUAUCUUGAAUCUCUCCGUCAGAGUGGCCUGUCUCAAGGCGUUCCUCCUGCAGAUGAGCAGUCUUCUGAACACCAGGGGGAAGAUCAAGAUGAGCAUGGUGAUCAAGAAGAUCAGAAGGACGCUGUGGAUAAGAAUGCUGCAUCCAUGAUUCGCAGCAAUUCGACCCAGAGUGGUUUCCAGCCACAGUCGCCCUUGAUAUCUCGGCUAAGUCCACGCCUGCAGCCCUUGCGGUCCGAUAAGCGGAACAAGGAGCCCAGUUUGGCAGACCUAGAAUUCCCACCGCCUCCAUUAGAUUUGCCUCCUCCACCGGAUGACUUCAUAGAGGAGAACCAGUCGGCAACCUUGGAGUUCCCUCCACCGCCCGGUUCGGACCGCUGGUUAGGCACCUCCUCUCCAGAGUCUAGGAGACGCUUAGCUCAGAAACCUAUUCCUUCCCCCAGAGCUAGACGAAAGGCAGACUUUGCUAAUGUCAGUCCACAGAAGUUGCCAAGUUCUGCAGUGCAGGACUCUCAGCAAGGGGUGGCCGAAGGAUCUGAAUCCCCGCAGGCAGACAGGGCUACACUAAGUGUAACCAGGUGUAGGAUGAGGGAUGCAGAUGCUGAUAAGCCCCCAGUGCGAGCAAAACCUAAUCUAGAUACAAGUCUAGAUGGUGAAGCUAGUGAAGGAAGUCCAGCAUCUCGAUUUGGAGUCAGCCUGAGGCACCGAGACCAGUCCUCAGAUUCGUGCGAAAGCUUCAAGUCUACAGAGAAUCUGUCUCCUCGUCCAGGCCUAUCUAGUGCAAAAGUCAAGGGGAAGUCCAGUUCUGCUGCGGCUAAGAGUCCAGGAUCGUCAUCAGCUGAUACAGAAGGCAUGCAGACUCCAUCAUCUCCAGUAGGAGAAAGUGGACAAGCCCCAUCUUCUCCUGCAGCGGUUGAUGGCAGCCCUCCGUCUGUUGAUGCUGCCUCGUUAGCUUCCAGAGAUGGUAGCGUGGAAGAACUGUCUGCUGAGGAACCCAAGGUUGUACUGGGCUUGGGAAUCAACCAUGAAGUCAAGGAAAGUUUAGAGUUAAAAUUAGUUUCUGAAUUAAAGGAAGCUGAUGAAAAGAAGGAACAGAAAGAUGACAAGAAGGAGCCAAGUCCAGAAGGAGUGACAGGAGGAGAAACGUCACCUGGAAGCCAGAAGAAUCCCGCAGUGCAACUAGUCUCGGAGUUAUUUGAGAGCCUACGACAAAAAUCCAACAAAGUAGGGGAUACUCCACAUUUAGAUAAUGGUAAUGCAGUGAACAUUGAAUCUGACAAUAGUAAUUUAAGAGACAGUAGUAAUCAAAUUGGUUUUAAGACCAAUUUGAAGAAAGUGAAAAACACAUUUGAAAAGAGCAGUUCAGAGAAAGAGGAGAGAAAAAUAUAUUUUAAAACUCAGCUUCGGAAAACAGACACUAGUAAGGGUGAUGAUAAUGUUAACAUGGAAAGUGAUCCUCACAGUACUUUGAUGGACUUCAGAGCGCAGUUAAGAAAAACCAAUAUUGUUAAAGAGGACGAUACCAAGGCCGCGGGAGACGACACCUCUCCGAGUGAUCAGCAGGAAAACGGUUCACAAGUGCUUAGUGAAGUGAACAAAAAGGGUGAUAAUGCCGGGAAGAACGAACGGAGCUGUGACUCGGGAAUCAAGAGUGAUAUAAUGAGCGAAAGUGUGACGAGUAUUCAUAGUGAGAAGCGAGAUAGUGUUCAGAGUGAUUCUUUAAAAGUGAGUGAAGAUGAGGAUGCCAAACGUUUUAGCUCAAGUAGCAUAAGUAGUUUAAAGAAGUUGUGGGAGAAGCAGGAUGCUGAUAAACUGGCCAAGGCUGAUCCUAAUCAAACUAGUCCCAAAUAUGCUCCAAGUAUGAACAAACGGCCAGAUUUGCCAAAGUUAACUAAAAGUGAGAAAGACUCGGUUUCCGACGCCCCGGUCCUGAAAAAGACCCCUGAAGAUGAGGGCAAGGUCGGCAAGCUGGAACGGAGGGUGUGGCCGCCACCCAGCAGUAGUGAAGGGGAUGCCAAGCCAGCGGACGGGAAGCCCUCCGUGCCCGUUAAGCCUGUAGUGAAGAGUUUCAAAUUACCUCCUCCUCCUGCUGGGGUCAAGCCACCUCCACCCAAGCCAGCGGGCAUCUACGCCACCCCCUCCCUCAUCAGGCCUCCAUCGGUGCCAGUUAUUUCCGUGAAGAAGGAGGGCAAGGAUUCUGAAAAUAAAGAAAGUAAAGCAAAUAAAGAAACAAAAGAUUCUGUGUCGAAAGACAAUGCCUCUGGUAAUCCCCCUCCCAGUAUGACGUCUUCGGGAGGAACCUUGCCGAGUGACAGUGUGAGUGGGUCCUCUAAUAGCAGCACAGAGAAAGCUGGGCUAGUGGAGCAGGGCCGUGGGGUGGAAGCCUCGGUGGCGACCUUGCGGACGGAAGGGGCCACCACUACGGUCGCUGCUUGCAUCCAGUCAGCACAAAGGGUAUUAGACUUUUACCAAGCCUGUUGGGAAUACAUGGACAACAUUCCACCUCAGAGUCGAUUUCACAUGCGAGAACUUCUAACCCGCCUAGAGCUCCAGACUAGGCAGCUGCGCUCAGCAGGGGGACGCUCAAUUGAACACAAUGAAAAGCUCUUUGCAGAAAUUGAGAGCACAGUGAGGGAUGUUACCAAUACAGUUCAGCGUUAGGCUUUUAGCUAUUGUAAUUGGGUAAGAUAUUCAGAGUAAUAUGUUUUUACUGUGAACCUAACAUCCUUUUGGAAAUCUGAAAAGAGAAAUCCUUUUUAGAUUAGAGUGAUAUAUAAAAAGAUAUAGAAAAGAAACAAUUGAAUGUCAUUGCUCACAAGUCCAGACAGUUAAGUGAAAAGAUAGAAAAUGAGCAGCAUACCUUGGGGUGAUGCGAGAGGAGUUUUACACUGUUGAUUCUCAUUCUGAAUGUGCAAACGACAAUACUCCUGCAUUUAAAAUCAUUUCGAAUUACGUGCUGGUUGACGUAGAAAAGAAUGACACUGUAAAAUUGGUGACUCGGAAAAAAUUUGCUGCCCAGCGUCUACCUUUCAUGGAGCAUGAAUUUUGUCCUGGAGUUACUAAAUGCUCACAAGUUACAGGAACUUUUCACAAACUAUUCCACAAAAGUGUUCCAUGUUUGCCAGUAUGCAAGAGCGCUAUAUAUUCUGUGUAAAAAGGUGAAUGCUAGUGCGAAUACUUGUGGUUUGGCUACACUGCAUGGUGCUGGCCAGGUAUGUUCACAAUAGAGAGGGACAAACAGGAUACUUUAAAUAAUUAUUUGUACAUUAUGUAAACAAAUAGUUUCAUAGGUAGCUUUUUGCAUGCAGAAUAAAUUUGGUGUGUUAAUUCUAAUCAAAACCUGAAGAAUUAUCAACGUAAAUGAAGGUGGCAGCAGGAGAAGUUAAAUUAUGGUGGGUGCUUUUGUAGCCUAGGUUGGUUGCCAUUUGAUUUCGAAGCUGCAGACUUUUGUUUUUAUCUUUAUUAUUAUUAUAUGUAGCUCUACUGAUUUUGAACUUUACCACCUUCAUGAAGUCUGUCAUUGGUAUGUGCAUACUACUGUCCAAUUUGUUGCGAUUUGAUGUGAAAGCUAGUCUUGUGAUUUUAUUGCAUAUUCGGAGGUCAGCUAUGUGCAAUUGUCUGCACCCAUUGUAUUCCGAGAGAUGAAUAUCACGGCCCAAGAGUUAAUAGAGUUCAGUAUGGGUGCUUAGGGCCUCUACGUAAUGUUCCUGGGGCUUGUGGUUUGUCUCAAUCAUUUUUCAUCGUACGCUUCCCUUUGUUGAUGUCUUUUAAGAAUGUAUUUGUCAGUAAUAUGACAGAAUUAACUUUGUUCUUCCUUUCCUUUUACUCUCCUUUCGUUUUCCACCAUGUAGGAUCAUGCGCAGUUGAUGCAUGAGUAUGAAUUAUAUGGUUUGAUUAGGAGGACUUAAUAUAUAUUUCAGUGACUUUUUUCCAGUAAGAGAGGAGUUUCAGGUCUUGCCAACAAACCUAUGUGACAGAUGAAAGCCAUGUUUAUAAAUAGCAAUCCUCUGCUUUAUCUUUUGUGAUAUUAGUAUGUCUCGCAGGCUCACUCUUGUGUGCACAACACUUAGAAAACUUAAUUUUGUAAAGAUGUCACGACAUUGUACGAUUAUGUAAAAAGAUGACUUAAGUGUUCUUACGUAUCUGGUUAAUUGACAAUAUGUAUAAACAAUCUAUGAAAUAUAUGUAGUAUAGAUGAGUGAUGGAGUGUAAUCUCAUCUGUUGCUAGAGAACCAUAAUCAGCUGUUUGUGGUCCCAUUUAUUUAAUUGAUUAUAUAUAAUACACACAAUGUAACAUAUUUUAGCCUUUAUUUUUUAUCUUUUUUUUUUUUUUUUUUUUUCUAAACGAGAUUACCCACGCCCCUCUUUUGAAAGGGGAAGUGGUUUUUAAUUCUUCACACUACAAAAAAAGGCUGAAUGCACCUCUGCAACAGGGUCUCAUCCCCCCCCCUCCCCCCAGUUGUCACCUCCUAUGAAGCUGGCAACUCGUUUAAGACACGUUGAAUGUGUAUGUGUAUCUCCCAGGCUGAUGAUGAUGACGAUGAUGACGACGAUGAUAUUGAUGAUGAUGAUGAUGAUGCCUUCCCAAACGACAAAGGUUUAAUUAAGAAAGAGAGAGGCUGACACGUCAUUUCUUGUGUAAAGACUUGCGUUGUAACUACCUUGAUUUUUAAGGUAGUGUGGAACUUUUUUUUUUUUUUUUUUUUUUUUUUUUUUUGUGAUUCUUAUUUUGCAGGGAGAGUAUUAGGCCUGCAUCAGGGUAUGAAAAAAGGAAAAAAAAAAAAAAUAGAUAUUCAGUUCUUUCUUGACCAGGAAUGAAGUGAAAUGAAAAAAAAAAAAUCUAGUUACCUCUGUUUUUGCCCAUUUUUCAAUUUUUUUUUUUUUCCAUUAAUAAAAUAUAAUCUAUUUCAUUAGUUAAGCAUUGUGGUUAAUAUGUAGAUAAGUUUGGAAUGCUUUAUUUGAUAACAUUUAUUUAUUAAAUUUUCAGUUUCCUAAAAUUUGAAAUUGAAAGUAAUUAGGUUUAAAGAUUACUCAUCCAGUGGCUAACUCAACUCUCUCUUGUAGAAGGAGUUCUGUGCUUUUACAGACAUGAACGAAAUAGAAAGUUGUCAUUGCAGAAAGUUUCUUUUGGAAUAUUUCUGCUCUCAUUACGGUCGUUUUAUUUCAGAUUCAUAUUUAGUUUUAGUCUUUUGUGUAUAAACAACUACAUUAUAUCAACAGGGCAGAGUUAUGUAUAUUCUUUUUCUUUUUUUAUGGUACACAGAAUCUGAUGUUUGAGCAGUAUUUAUUAAAGGUGCACAGCAACAUUUGGCUUGUCAUAAUUUGCUGUUGCAUCUAAUGGUUUACACGAAGACCUCGGGGAAAAAAUGAGCAUCACCCUCAGCUGGAUUCCUGUGGAGCGUGCGUGGGCCUCCUCACUCUCUAAGCAGUGCUCUUAAGAAUUUCAAGACGAACUACAAUUAAAGAAAAAGUCAAAGAGUUUUCAGUGUGUGUUUUCUAACAUGCUGCUCUCCCCCCUCCCCCAUCACUAUGCGAGAAUUCAAAUUCAAUGUAGUGUGACUAUCAGACGAGGAAUGUUUAAACAGGUCGCAACACCUCAUUCCGACAGGCCGAACCUUGUCCCAGGAUGCUUUAAAUUCGCCCUUUUUCCCCACGCCACGCAGCUUUGUCAUUGCAAGUAUACAAUGUGAAUGUCUUCGUACAAACGCCCCUGGAUCAAAUUCUGCAUUCUCUAGACCUUUUUAGAAAGCCCAUGUAUAGAUAGCUCCUCUGGACACUGUGUGGACAAUUUGUAUGGAUAUAAAACCUAUAGGAGUUUUUAUUAUUGUGAUUUCUACGAGAAGAGACUCGUUUAGGUCCUAUCAGUAGAUACUAUAAGCUUCUCAGGCAAAACACUUGUUGGAUAAUCAGUCCCACUUUCUGUUGUUGGUAGCGUUCUGUAAACUGGUCUGAGAGAAUUCACUGGUCUCCUUGUGUUGAAAUUGGUCAUUGUUGUGUUGUCCCUUGAUAAGGCAGGCUUCAAGACCUUAGUUUUUUACGCAUGGCGGAAAUGUUUAAUUUCAAGAGGACAAAAAGAACUUAAUAGUAAUUUUUGAUAUUAUCUUGUAUUGUGUCAGAAGUACCGAUUAAUGAUGACCAGUUUCAUCCAUUGCUGACAUUUAGUUAUGAAUUUUUAAAUCUGUGUAAGAAAAAAAAAACAAUGCAUAUUAUCCAACAGAAAGGUACAUCGUCGGAUUGAAUAUAAAUGUAUGAGAUAAACACACGCACACACGCUUGUGCUCACACUCACGCUCACACUCACACUCACACUCACACUCACACUCACACUCACACUCACACUCACACUCACCCUCACCCUCACCCUCACCCUCACCCUCACACUCACACACUCACCCUCUCUCACACACACUCUCUCUCUCUCUCUCUCUCUCUCUCUCUCUCUCUCUCUCUCUCUCUCUCUCUCUCUCUCUCUCUCUCUCUCUCUCUCUCUCUCUCUCACUCACUCACUCACUCACUCACUCACUCACUCACUCACUCACUCAUUCACUCCCUCACUCACUCAUUCACUCCCUCACUCUCUCUCUCAUUCACUCACACAUCUACUUAAUUGUAUUUAUACUCUUGCUGCUAGCAUUGUAAAGCAGUUAGCCACUCAUUCUUUCUUUAAAAGUCAGUUAUUUACACUCUCACUCACUCACUCACUCAUUGGUUCUCUCUCGAAGGUAUCCUUUCAACGCCACACCAAAGCACCAUCGCACUCACUCAAACCCACCUUGCCUCUCACUGACAGGUUCUCUCGCUGGCAUCCAAUCAGACACAUUCUCUCUCUCACACACACUCACUCACGGCCAUUCUUUAUCUCACAAGAUAACGCCCACCCAUAAACACACACAUACUCACACGUAUAUACAGCCACUCUCUGACAGACACACCAGCUACGCGCGCACGUCCAAAUUCUCACUCUCACUCUCACUCACACUCACACUCACACUCUCACUCUCACUCUCACUCUCUCUGACUCACUAGCCACACACACACAUCAGUGAUUGAAAAAAGCAGCAUCUGCGGAGGGGGGAGGCUGGCAAAGAGAAAAAGCUCUAGUUGUGUAUAUAUGCAGUGGACUGUAAUAUAAUAUCAGCUGUUGUCUCUUUUUCACGGAGGACCAAUUUUCGAGAGAGAAAAAAAAAACGUUCUAGAUUACAAUAGAUUUUUGGGCCUUCCGGAAGUACGAAGAUGAUGGAUAGUAAUGGAGAAGAUGGUGAUGUUGAGGAUGGUUUUGUGAAGUAGACGACGGCGUGUUUGUAGAUGUACUUGCAGUGGCAGACGAGAGAAAGCAGCUAGGAUAUUCUUUCUUUUUUUUGUAAUUUAUUAUUUGCCAACAUAUUCUGUGAUUAUUUUCGAUGCUUUCACGUCUCUGGUACCGACACUGGUAUACUCACAUUUUUAUGAAACAUAUUUAAAUAUAAUCAAAUAAAGAAAGCUGGAGAU
Molecule: messenger RNA, 10753 nt
Organism: Penaeus indicus
Lineage: Eukaryota; Metazoa; Arthropoda; Malacostraca; Decapoda; Penaeidae
Gene: Abl
Product: tyrosine-protein kinase Abl-like
Exons: 14
Coding region: 791-5926 (1711 amino acids)
Biological process (GO): protein phosphorylation
Molecular function (GO): non-membrane spanning protein tyrosine kinase activity; ATP binding; protein binding
Source: RefSeq, a predicted model, not a curated record